Messenger RNA from Prunus dulcis (almond), 882 nucleotides. RefSeq lists its product as uncharacterized. NCBI's taxonomy places the organism in Eukaryota, Viridiplantae, Streptophyta, Magnoliopsida, Rosales, Rosaceae. Gene Ontology annotation, cellular component: chloroplast thylakoid membrane. The record is from RefSeq and is a predicted model, not a curated record. The coding region runs from base 58 to 531 and encodes 157 amino acids. The transcript is spliced from 4 exons.
UGAAUAUCAAAACCGAAAUCGGUAGAGAAGAAAAGAACACGUAAGAAAGGGCUGAAGAUGUCGUCCACAUCUCUGCUACCUAUCAAUGGAGGCCACCUUCUCUUCACUCAAGGCUCAUCCUUUCCCAAUUACCAUCCUUCUGCAACUCUCCACAAGUGGGGAUGGAAAAGACAACAAGGUGGAAAUGUAGUUGCUUACAGAGCCAAUGGCCAUGCUCUUCAAAUUUUGGCCAAUCCUAAUGUCUCUUCAAGGAAAAGAGACUCAAGUAAUGAAGUGAUCAUGGUUGAUCCUUUGGAAGCCAAGCGGUUGGCUGCCAAGCAAAUGGAAGAAAUCAAAGCAAAAGAGAAGUACAAGAGAAAACGUCAAAUAGAAGCAAUUAAUGGUGCAUGGGCAAUGAUUGGUCUUACAGCAGGCUUGGUUAUUGAAGCUCAAACUGGAAAAGGCAUUCUGGACCAGGUUAAGCUACUUUACUGGCUUCUCUGUGCACAUCUACAUUGUGAUUUCACACGCACACACCAGUUCAUUGGUUGAUAACUUAGCCUCUGCCUGCUCACCGGACAUUGUCUAUUGUGUGAUUUGAUUGAAAUCUUUUCUCUUCAGUUGGUUGGCUACUGUAAUGCAAUUGUCAACAUCUUCAUGCCACAGUGAUCAUUUGAGUGUAUGGUUGAAGAAUUGCAGAUUCAUUCUUGUAUCAUUUGAUCUUUUAAAUAAGGGUUGCAUCUUGUAAUAUAUUUAUGCACCAUAUAUGUUGUAAUUGCACCACAGGCUCUGUGCUGCUAAUCGGUUUCUAAUUCACUGCGGCAUUCUUUUCACUUGAACUACAUUGGUGUAGAAGAAUUCAAGAUUUUUAUACUGAAAUAGUGGAGAUUGUUGUUAUGGUUA